Caenorhabditis auriculariae is the source of this 6023-nucleotide messenger RNA. NCBI's taxonomy places the organism in Eukaryota, Metazoa, Nematoda, Chromadorea, Rhabditida, Rhabditidae. The record is from the annotation of a GenBank genome assembly.
AUGGACAAGAGCGAUUCAUUAAUGUCUGUUUUGCUCGAAAUUUUGCACAAAGUUCAUUCUUAGAAAUUCGAAGGCGAAAGUGCCUUUGUGUGGGGCGCCGCACCACUUGGAACGCGUCGCCGAGUUGUUCAGAAGCCAGAGAGAAUGCCACGAUUUUAGGUUUCAAGUUUCAGUUAUAAGCAAAAUGAUCUUCAAUUGUAUUGUAAAGCGAUAGUGAGAAGAGAAUGAAUCCUUGAAUUUGGAGGAUAGUGACUUCAAGGCAUUUUGGUCAAUUAACAGAAUAAAUAUAAACGAUUCACGGCUGGCUUGAGCGAUCGAAAAAUGGGUCCUGACACGAUAAAAAAGGGUACAGUGCCUAGUUGAUGGAGAGAGCAGACAGGCCACGUCUUUUUGCGUCCCAAGCUUUCAAGGGCGGUCCAAAAUUAUUGUCGCAAAAGUUUGCGCCUUGGCGCAUAUUCCGUGACCUUUUGAAUAUUUUUUUGUCUUUUUCUAUUUUUCUGUAUAUAGGGAAAGAAAUUCGAAGUUUCGCGUGAGAAAUUCAAAUGAGUAAAGGUGAGCUUUUGUUCCAAAUAAAAAAGAAAAAAAAGAAGAAAACAACUUUUAAUGAACUGAUCAUCACGUGACAUAUAAAAAAACAGUUGAAAACGACCGAAAUCAAAUUAUUUUCCUUGUAGGCGAAGAAAAAAAUAGCAAAAAAAUAUUUCAGUACGUGUGAUUUACGAAUCGAACUCAACAAUGGCUUCGAGCUGCUGCAUUCCGCCGUCGCGGGUGCACAUUCUUUUACAUUUUCUAAGGUUUCCUCUUUUCUGUGCUCUGAGAAAAAGUUUUAAAAAAUUGAAGAUAUUUUCGCGUAAUCGCCCCCCUCAUGCCCCAUACGAUAUGCGGCGGUUUAAUGGACGGAGUGUGAGGAAAGUUGUCGAUUGGAUGUACUUCGGAGAGGUUUUUCAAUAGUUUCUUCGAAUUUUCAAUUGACUGGAUUUGAAUUUUUCGUCGUGAAGUUCAAGUUAGAAUUUUAUCACUUUUUGCUGCGGCUAAGCUUGAAAUUUGACAAAAUUAGUUUAAAAUGGAACCGAACUGCAAGUUUAUUAAUAUAGUCCAUUUACAACGACUUGAGAGUAUUCGAGUGUCUGCGUCUCUAUGUUCUCUCUCUCAGAGAAGCUCGAAAAUAUCACGUCAACAUGAGAGUGUCGCCGAGAGACGAGGAGGGCGCAGAAAAGCCCUUCCAAACCUUAGGACAAUUAAAAAACGAUAAAUCUGAGUUGUAAGCAUACGAAAAGCUCACCCGCUGUUCAGAACCAAGAACACGAUUGCAGUUGCCCAUGUCGGAGGAACGUCUCCGGGACGACCUCGCCGUCGUCUCCCAUCUGCGGAUGCCGUUCCUCCACCGUCAGAUGGAGCAGCAUCUGAAGAAGCUGGCCGACGUCGGCGACGUCUUCUUCGCCCUCAACGUCGCCUCUUCGGAGAACGCCGUCGUCACCACGGACACCAUGUCUCAUCUCGGCCACGCCCUUCACGAAAUCCUGCCCAGCAUCACCAAGCAUGAAAUCCGGCGUCUGGAACCGAAUGCAGCCGUCGGCGUCGCCGCCUUGAUGCUGCCGACCGAGAAGAAGUUGGCGUUGAUCAACCUGUUGAUUCGGUGGAUCGGCCUUGUCAACCCGGAGCGUGACGUCAUCAGAACCGUCGUCAACAGCAUCACGAUCAAGGACGCCAGAUUCGACGCGCUUUCGGCCUUUCGACGCACUCUUCUUCAGGUUCUUGGAGGGGAAAGCAUGGAUUUUGAAUCUAGUAGGUGAUUGAAGGAUAGUUUAAAGUCGAUUCGAUGUUUUCUGAAGAAAUGAAAUUCGCCCACCUUUCAAUCAACUUAGAAACUCCGGAGUAUCCCCUAUAGGGACAAGGGUCCCUUUAUCAACACCAAUAGGUCCCAAUAAAGCUUUCAAAAGUGGUCCCUAUAGGGAACAUGCUAGUCGAUAAUUGUUAUGAACUCUAAGCUAAGAAGCAUUUCCAUGAGAAAAACUGAAUGAAUGAGUUUUUUUUCAAAAGAAAUUGAGAGACCCCUAUAGGGUCCUCUUGAGUUUUAAGGGCUAAGGGGUCAGACUCUAAACCCCUAUAGGCACCACUUUUUCGGCUCAUAUAUAGGUUGUUUUCUCCCUAAUCCCUAUAGGGACCGCUCUAGAUUUCCUAAGUACUGUUCGUUUAGAAGUUGCUAACUUCAUGAAAUCCUUGUCGCAUUUGGAAUGACUUUUUCAAGAAUCAACCUCGACACAAAUUGAAAAAUUCAUCUUUUUGCUCUAAUAUGGACAUUGAAGUGAAAAGUCUCAAAAUUAAUGAACUUUGAAUAAGUAAAUUCAUUUUCUAGUUCCUUCUGAACCAAGGAACUUCCAAACGUACCGCGGUAAUGUUGGACGAAAAAGAGGAGGUGAAUUUUUGGAUAUUUCACUGGAUUUUCAAAAAAGUGUAAUUUUUCCAGUUGAGCAUCCAGUUGGUUGAUUCGAAUCACAAACUUUCGGAAGUUCAUUUAAAACGGUUAUUUUUUAUUUUACAAGAUUUUUUUAAAAUCUUCUUUUUUCAGUAUCAACAAGACUCCUUCGUUUGACGUGAGAUUUUUUUAAAUAAAUAAAUAUUUUUUUAGUUUUUUUAACCGAGCGCCUGUCACCGCCCGAGACAACGUAAUUUUUUCCUUCGGGUACCGAAAUUUUGAGUUUUUCCAGAAGCAGCACGGAUUCCGAUUCAUGUCCCUCUUCAGAGUUUCUUUGUAGUCUUUUUUUCCGAAUAAGAUUUUUUUUUUUUGAAGGGAAUCCGGGUCAAAGGAGGAUAAGAAAAAGCGGCAAGGGUCCCGUGAGACAACGGAUAAGUUCAAAAAUAUGUUUUUUCUUGGAAGAAUUCUUUUUUUUCAGAAAGACAUCAGUUUCCCCGAGUACCUCAGUUUCCAGCAGUCUAAAAGAGCCGAUUGACCCUUUGUAAGUCAGGAAAAAAUUGAAAGGAUGAUAAAAUGACGAAAUCGGAAUUAAAAUUCGACGAAUAUUUAAAUUUUGAAGGAAAGAUAGUCUGGGAAUAUUAGCGAAACCGUGUGAAAAAAUAAAUUUCAUUGUUUUUAUUAUUUCUUCUGUGAAAAGCUUCUUAGGGUCUCCAGAGUGACUCCUAUAGGGGCUAGGGGAAUAGCCUUAUGUGGGGACAAAAAAGUUGUCGCUAUAGGCGUAACGUUUAAGUGAUCCUUAUAGAGGUUUCGGGUCCGGCCCAGGAGUCAUUAACCCUUAAGUGGUCCCUUUGGGGUUGAAAAAAAAACUCGAUCAAUUAUUCAUCUGUUGAUGUAUAUUAAUAAUCGACUUGCAUGAACCCUAUAGAGACCACUCUUGCAAUCUUUAGAGGCCCCUAAAAUGGUCUAUAAAGUGGUCUCUAUAGACCCCUAAAGUUGCCCCUAUAGGGGCCACUCUGAAUUUCUCAAGUUACCUUCCAUCAACUUUUUUCGAAAACGAUUGAAUAUUUUCUUCGAAAUCUUAUUUUAUUUCAACAGAAAAUUGACUCUGAGCGAUAUCGACAUGUUGAAGCCGAUGGCCAAGUAUUUCGACGGUAUUGUGAAAAUUUCAAACUUUCAUUUUUCAUUUUCACAAUUCGAGGUACUAUAAAAGAGACACCAGAGGAAGAGAAAAAGAAAGAAAACAAUCCUUCGAAAGAAUCGCCGUUGAAGAUUUCCCAGAGCGACGUCAAUCACAUCCGCGCUUUGCCAAAUCCUUUCUUGUUAGUUUUAAAAAAUAAUUGGAUAAAUAUUGAUCAAUCGGAAGAAUCGAAGGAAGAUCUCUUGAAAUUUUGUGAAAUAUAAGCGAGAGAAAAUUCCCGGACAACUUGAGAAGUUUAAAGGCGCAUGGUCUGAUUUGACGAAGGUCUCGAGGCGAAGAGCCAGUUUUCGUGUUUUUUGAGUACACGAUUUUUGCGCCCCAUCUCGAAGCAUUUUUGAACCAACCUCGCGUCCCGAAGCGAUUUCUCAGACUCCGCCUUGCGCCUUUAAACUCUCUCUUCGUGUUCUGCUUUUUUUAAAGUCCUUUCUGUGAUUUUUGAUGGCACAUAAAUAUUUUAUGGCCUAAUUUAUCCUUGAAAUGGCUCUUCGCUUUGAAAACGUUCAGAAAAUUUCUCGGUUAUCUUUAAAAACAGCAAAAAUAUAACCUACAAUAUUUUAUUUAAUUGCUGAAUUUUUAGGACCCAAGGACCUAUAAACUCUGAAGCCCCUCUGAUUCCUUCCUAUGUCAAGUUGGUGUCUUUAAAGUGCGACUCUUUUUCAUUUUCUUUUUUUCUAGGAAAGACCAAUUGGGAUGGCAAAAGCCUCCUGAGAAACAAAAGUAUGUUUAAAAAAAAAAACAAACUUUUAAAAAGAAAGAAGCUCUCUAAAAAGAUGAUAACGACGCGGAAAAGCUAGGAUAUAAUAUAUUUUUUUUUCAUUUGAUAAUCCUUUACUUUGACUAAUAGGCAUGUGAAAAAACAAAUCAAAAAUGAAUUCCACAUAAAAUUGCAAACCAAAAGCCUUGUAAUACAUUGUUUCACGCUAGUGCUUUCUGAUGCAUACGCGCGAAAGUCGAUUCAGGUCGGACGCACCUUGAAAGAACGGAGUCAUUACGCAUCAAAAGAUUUCUGUUUCAGCUGGGGAGUUUUAGCUCAACGAAACGGUUUUUUUUUAAGUGAAGCCAAAGAAGAUUUAGGCCUAGCUUCACCGAAAGCGAAGUCGAGGAGAUCAAGAAACUUCCCGUUUCUUUUUCUAACCGGUUCAAAAAUUUUUUUUUGAUUAUUUUUUAUUGAAAAUUCAGAGAAUCGCCUCCUACAAGUGAGAAAAGUGAAGAGAAGGCGAUUAGUCCCAUGUUAGUUUUUUUUUUUCAAAAUUUGUGACAAAUUGAGAAUUUCAGCAUUCGUAAGAAUGAACGUGAUGAGAGCUCGACGGUUCCAAUCAAGUAAUUAUUUUUUUCUUGCAAUAAAAGCUAAAAAGACAGCGAGAGAUCAUUGGCGGCUUGUAGAGACGCCAGACAGCGAGAGACUUUCAUUUCUCUGGCGUCUCUUCUGGCGACUUGAUUUUUCGCUUCUGUUUUUUUACCUGGAUCAAAUUCAGACCUCAUUUCACUCGAAGCGAGAUUGUUGAGAUCAAAAAACUGCCGGUUGACUUCAAAGAACCGUUAGUUUUAUUUUGAGCGCUUUUUGAAUUUCUCUAUUUCAGAAAAUCCCCAUCAUCUGCACAAGGGAGAUCAACGAGCUCGAUGUAAAUUUUUUUUAUUCGAUAAAAUUGAGAGUGAAAGAAGCGAAAUAGUGUGAGAUAAUAAGAGAAAUUAGAGUAACGAAAAGUUUUUCUCAGUGACAAGCCAUUGAUGAUAGGAUACAACGGGAUUUAAAAGUUGAGAAAAAUAACUAUUUAGGCUUGCCGAAAAAACUUCCACCGUUCCGAUCAAGUAAGCCACUAUUUUUCUAAAUUUUCAAAAUCUGAAAACGAGAGAACAACAACGGCCUGGAGAGACUCCAGACAGCCAGAUGAUCUCUAUUCCUCUGGCGUCUCUCCUAUCCUCUGCUGAUCUCUCUUUCGGCUCACUUUCACCAAUUUCAGACCUCGUUUCACUCGGAGCGAGGUUGAUGAGAUCAAUAAGACUCCGGUUUCUUUCACUGGAACGUUCGUUCACUUUUAUUUCUUGAACAGGAAUCUCUUUUUUGAGGAUUACUUCUCAAUCUCCUCAUCAGGAGAGUGAUCCGAAACCAAUAAGUCCAAUGAGUCCUACGUGAGUUUUCGAAAAAGGGUCCAGAAAAAUGUCUUCUAACUUCUCUCCCGAACAUUGUUUAUUCAAGAAAUUUCGAUUUUUCAGUCAAAGAUCAAAAGGAUCACAUAUGAUCGAAGUGUCCAAAUCGGAGCUGGAUAUGAUUCAGAAUAUGAGAAAGCAGUUUGAUUCAAACUGGUCUAUUUGGAAGAGAAUUAUUGGAUUUGAAGGAAAUUGGCGAGAUCGAUCGAUAAAAAAUCUUGGGACUACGAUUCAGAAGGGUCAACUCGUCUCUACAGAUGA